AGAAGAGACGCUUCAGUUUGUCUAGGAGAGAAGAUGUAACCACGAAACCGAGCCGUGAGUCUCUGUAGAGAAACCGAUGGACUUGUCAUUUUGGUUGUGACGGGUUUACGAUCAUUUGAUGUCUCUGGUACUUUAAUCCCACAUUUUCCAGCAGCAACGCUCGAGUGGAGGCCACGUGUUUGCAGACAGGCCGGGAUCAGAAGCAGAGCCAGUGUCAUUUCAGUCAAAGCUAAGCCAAGGUGUGGCGGCUGCCGUACCCAUGGACGGCCCUGACCAGAACCAGAACCAGGAGAUGGACCAGGACCAGAACCAGGAGAUGGACCAGGACCAGAACCAGAACCAGGACCAGGACUCCGAGUCCAGCAGGACUAAAGCUGCUGGUCUGCAGAAACGUAAAGGCAAAGAGAGGCCCACAGGUUACUACCCCUGUGAUCAGUGUGAGAAAGUCCUCACCACUUCAUCAACCCUGAAGAGCCAUAAGAGGAUUCACACUGGAGAGAAGCCGUACAAAUGUGAUCAGUGUGGGGCAGCUUUUGCUGAAUCGCGUACUUUAAGAACUCACCAACGUAUUCACACUGGAGAGAAGCCGUACAAAUGUGAUCAGUGUGGGGCAGCUUUUUCUGAAGCGGGUCAUUUUAGAAGUCACCAACGUGUUCACACUGGAGAGAAGCCGUACAAAUGUGAUCAGUGUGGGGCAGCUUUUGCUGAAUCGGGUCAUUUAAGUAGUCACCAACUUAUUCACACUGGAGAGAAGGCGUACAAAUGUGAUCAGUGUGGGGCAGCUUUUAAUCAAUCGAGUAAUUUAAGAAGUCACCAACGUAUUCACACUGGAGAGAGGCCAUACAAGUGUGAUCAGUGUGGGGCAGCUUUUACUCAAUCAGGUACUUUAACGAAACACAGACGUAUUCACACUGGAGAGAAGCCGUACAGAUGUGAUCAGUGUGGGGCAGCUUUUACUGAAUCGGGUACUUUAAGAACUCACCAACGUAUUCACACUGGAGAGAAGCCGUACAAAUGUGAUCAGUGUGGGGCGGCUUUUGCAAAAUCAGAUGAUUUAACGAAGCACCAACGUGUUCACAGUGGAGAGAAGCCGUACAGAUGUGAUCAAUGUGGGGCAGCUUUUACUAAAUCGGGUAAUUUGAGAAGUCACCAACGUGUUCACACUGGAGAGAAGCCGUACAAAUGUGAUCAGUGUGGGGCAGCUUUUAGUAGAUCAGGUGCUUUAAGAAGUCACAAACGUGUUCACACUGGAGAGAAGCCGUACAAAUGUGAUCAGUGUGGGGCGGCUUUUACUGAAUCGGGUCCUUUAAGAAGUCACCAACGUGUUCACACUGGAGAGAAGCCUUACAAAUGUGAUCAGUGUGGGGCAGCUUUUUCUGAAGCGGGUCAUUUUAGAAGUCACCAACGUGUUCACACUGGAGAGAAGCCGUACAAAUGUGAUCAGUGUGGGGCAGCUUUUGCUGCAUCGGGUAAUUUAAGAAGUCACCAACGUGUUCACACUGGAGAGAAGCCUUACAAAUGUGAUCAGUGUGGGGCAGCUUUUAAUCAAUUGAGUACUUUAAGAAGUCACCAACGUGUUCACACUGGAGAGAAGCCGUACAAAUGUGGUCAAUGUGGGGCAGCUUUUACUAAAUUGGGUAAUUUAAGAAGUCACCAACGUGUUCACACUGGAGAGAAGCCUUACAAAUGUGAUCAGUGUGGGGCAGCUUUUAAUCAAUUGAGUACUUUAAGAACUCACCAAUGUGUUCACACUGGAAAGAAGCCGUACAAAUGUGGUCAAUGUGGGGCAGCUUUUACUAAAUUGGGUAAUUUAAGAAGUCAUCAACGUGUUCACACUGGAGAGAAGCCGUAGAAAUGGGAUCAGUGUGGGGCAGCUUUUGCCAGAUCAGAUAGUUUAGGAAGUCACAAUUGUAUUUAGAUUGGAUAAAAUGUGUGUAUGAUGAGUGAGGCAUUCAGAUGGCACAAACAUGUUAGAAAAAAACAGUGAUAGAAAUGUGUUUAAUCUUUUGUUCUGAGAGAAAGAAAUCUGAAGGUGUAAUUCUAAUAAGUUCAGUUUUAUAUUCGCUUUUUAAAAAUGGUUCUGCUUCUAUUGACACAUUAGUAACUUGUUUUGUAAUAUUUUUAUAUUUUACUCUAACAUUUUUCACCAGUUUUUGUCAUUGUAUUGUUAAUAAAGAGAAAUAAAGUUAUAUAUUUUUUGUUGGAUUUCAGCUUCCUGCUCAGUAAAACCAUAGUAAACAAACAGGAAGUCAAUGUCAUAAUGUUUGAACACUGUCCCACUGUCAUGCCUUGUUCAUGUGAUUUUAUCACUAUAGAUGAAUGAUGGUUCUUGAUUUAAUUUUAUCUGAGGGAUGUAAGAAAAAAAUGCUUUACUAAUGACACCCUCUGAUUCAGACCAGCUGGUCAACUGUAAAAGUGAGUGAAUGCUGUCAUAGACUUACAAAGCUAAUGACAAUUUAAAGGGGACCUAUUAUGGCAUUUAAUGUAUAUUUUAAACAGGCCUUGAAUGUCUUAAAC
Molecule: messenger RNA, 2517 nt
Organism: Cololabis saira (Pacific saury)
Lineage: Eukaryota; Metazoa; Chordata; Actinopteri; Beloniformes; Belonidae
Product: zinc finger protein 665-like
Exons: 3
Coding region: 260-1852 (530 amino acids)
Source: RefSeq, a predicted model, not a curated record